GUUUUAGUAGUGUCUAACCUUUAUUUGACCGCUAUCUAGUUUCGCUUUGGAAGCGAACGAGUGGAGAAGUUUUAUUUUAAUUUGUCUACCAAAUUAUGUUGUUUAUGACACGGAUCUAUGUUAAAGGGAUUCUUAAUCUUGCUGAACGACAUUUGCUGGCUGUUAACGAGGUGGUCGGUACAUGCGCUUCUCUUAAAGACGAUCCGGGUUAAAUCUCCGCUCCCGGUGCAUGUGAAUAAGAUGGCGGAAGGUGAUCCAUGGCGUGAUAAGGCGGAGCAUGAAGGUAUCCCACGUAACAGCGGCCUUUACAGUCGUCACUCUAUAGUUCAGUGUGAAAAUGCCUCACUAGAGAUGUGCACUCUGAUGAACUGUCUCGGUUAUGGGCCUCACAUCAGACAGGCACGGAGAGACGCCUACAGAGAAGCUGAUAGGCUGAAUAAUGCUCGAGGGACUGGUAUCAUAACGAUGGUCACUACUGGUAGCAAGGCAGAGGGGCUGACACGCUUUUUAGAAAGUGACGUGGAUACGAUGUAUGUUGUAGAAGGCAUCAUGUGUUUAGAAAAUGGUGUUGAUUCUGACAAAAUACCAAGGGAGACUACUGUGUUUACAUUAAUCACCGGCGUGUGCUACCACGGACACUCUAGGCUCAAUUUACUCGAGCUACGUGGCGACAUUAUUCCAUCAAUAAUUCGUGAUGCUCUGUGUGAAGAUGAAAAUGGGCGUGUCCUCCUGAGCAGUGCUUUAUUUGUUGAUGUUGAUAAUGACAGAACAUCUGCGCCAAACGUUAUUCGCCAUGAACGUGCAGGGCCAUCACUGCCGAGUUCAUCAGGGCCAUUUCAUACAGACAAUGUCUAUUCUUUACGCUGCCAUUGUCCUGUCAUACUAUCGAGAUGGGCAGAGCGAACUCGCCAUUGGCCACCACCGGAUAUCGUUCGCAAAGUCGUAACUAUGGAAUCAUUUGUGACACCUGUUGGUUUUAAGGGUAGUGAAUAUCAACAUGUAGAAUGGAGGAUUUGUUUUAAUACGGCGGAGAAUGAACUUAUGAGCAGUCUUAAUAACACCCAGGUCUACAUUUAUGUUUUAUUAAAAAUGGUUGUUAAGGAUGUGUUAAAGCCAGUAAAGAAAGAAAUUACAUCAUACACAGUGAAAAACAUUGUAUUGUGGCUUGCGGAGAACAAUCCACAGGCACAGUUCAAUGAAAGCAGUUUGUUUUAUUGGCUUCGGGAAGGAUUGGAGAAAUUAAGAACGGCAAUAUUAAAGAUCGAACUGCCAUAUUAUAUGAUACCAGAAAGGAAUCUAAUGGAAGCAUGCGGACUGGAUGAAGGACAAAAAUGUACAUGGGUAUAUACUAUCACGGACAUGAUGAACGAAGGUUCAAAUACAUUGCUAAGAUUGCCGAGGAUACGGAAGGCAAUAAUAUCGCAUCCAGAGCCACUGGCGUGGUAUAACAAGAAGAGAGUUGAGUUGGAACUGCUGGCGUUGAAUUUCCGGAACAGAACAGAACAGUGCAUGGAUAAGAAUGGUGUGAUCAAUAGGUCGGAUCCUAUGCAUCAGGCGAUAUUGAGUCGUAUAGUUGAGUUAGUGAGAGAGGUCCAUAAGAGGAUGAAUAGGGAAGGAAGUCGUUUGAAUGAUCUGAUAGAGAUAUAUGAUAUGAUGCUUAUGUAAUUGUGUUGUAAAUGCCAGUUAUUCCAUGCAAUGCAUAUUUCCAACAAUGCACUACAGAACGUAGUUAAUUAAGGGCGUCUAAACAUAAGAUAUAUAAAUAAUUCGAGGGCUGAACGGAAAACUGCAGUAUCUUCUUCUUUAUUUAAUAUGAGUUACAACAGUCUUCCGUUCAGCCUUCGAUAUGUGCUCAUGCGUGGUUUGAUACUUGGUAAUAUCAAUAGUGUUUAGUUUUCCCUUCGUAAUUCAUUUAAUUGUUCGGACGUGUAUUAUUGGUUUGUUAAGUUUUGUUUGUUAACUUAAAAAACGGUCCGUACACUUAUAAGUGUUAACAGUCAUUACGUACCGAGUAAAUGUAUAAAUCGGUAACUUUAUAAAUUCAUGCUUUAUUUCAGAUCAACUUUGUUUAUAAUAACUAUUAAUUGUCACCCAAUCUUAUUUGGAGUGCUCUGAUUUAAUCCAACAAAUGUGAAUACUUAUAGAAUCUCUGGCAUGCGUUUUUUUGUUGUACGCACAUUUGUUUGACAUGCGUUUAUAUACAUGCAUUGUGCCUUUUUUCCGUUCACAAUAGUCCUUGAUGAUGUAACAGAGAAAUUUGGUGCGUAUGACCGUUUAAACAUUAAGCUAUACAUAUUAAUAUGCAUAUGUAAUAUGGAUCGUGAAAUGCAGAGUAUCGAAAAUAAAUGUGUGUUAGUUGAUAUAAAUUACAUCUUAAUACGGGCAAAAGCCCGCGAAGCGGGCGUUGACCGUUCAUACAUAUGGGAAUUUAGACAUAAAAUUACAUAGGAAUACCACAUAUGGAUACGUCUCAAAAAAAUUUGCCACGCGACAUAUAUUUUCGCGAUGCUAUUUAUGACCUUGAAAAAAUCAAAAACACUUUGACAUAUGCUAAAUCACAUGUAAAUACAUACCUCAGGAAAAGUUAUAUCAAUGACAUCAUAAUUGUGUAGCGAAUCGCACUAAAUAUUCUCGCAUUAUUUGUUUUUCUUCGCAACCGUUCCAGAAUUAAGUCAUUACUAAAUUAUCUCCCCUGAAUGCUCUUCUUCAGUGGGUAUAAACCGAAGACUGGUUCACUACAUAUAGUGACAGUCUUUACCAAACACAAUUAAAGUGAACAUAACCCGUCUUUAAUAUAUUGCCGAAUCUCAGAUUUCUGUCGAAUUUUAAUUGCUUUGAUCUUUUCGAUAUCUUAUUGUUAUUAUUAUCCUGACAAAGCACAAACGCUUGUUAAAAAAUUAUUUGUUUUAAACAUUAUAGUUGGCAUCUCUAUUCUUCCAGUAUUCUCGCGGUAUUUCAAUUACGACACCCUACUGUUUAUUUGUCAGAAUAUGUGACGCAUUUUCCAUUCGCUCUCAGAAAGCAUUCUAUACAUAGAUGGUGACGUCACUUCGUUAUUGCCAGUAAGACCGGUGUGUACACAAUGUCUCAGAAAGAAGUUUUACGUGUGAUCAUGAGCAAUAUUCUGGCAAGUUGGCGUUGUUAUCCACCAGAAACACAUUUAUUCACAAAAUUUAAAGAUAUUCCGAUCUAACUUUUUAGUCUUUUAGCUUUAAUUUUUAACGUAUUUACACCUCGUCUGCUCGCACUUUACCGAUAUCCCCGAAAGGUUACAUAUCACUAUAAUAAGUUUAGGCCUAAAACCACAAAAUCCGAUACCGUUGGAUUUUCGUACCACAAUCUUACGUAAAAAAUCUCCCAGAUUCGAAAUCAACAAAAAACAAGACAUUUAUAAAUUGUCUGCAUUAUUGAUCAAAUUUUAAGAUAUUUGUUGGUUUUCCGUUUUUAGAAGAUGUUCUGUGAAGGCAAGAGCUGGGCAUCAUACAAGCCAUUCUAUCCAGCAAAACUGACAGUUUUGGUUUACAGAAAUCAACAAAGGAGGGAUUCCUGAACUAUCAAAUUUCCAAGCUAUACACACAGUUAUUAUCUGUGGUGAUCUUUAUUGGUUCUGUUUGUUUACUUGGAUGGAACAUGUGUGAACUUUUAUAGAACUUUGAAAAGUCUAUAUAUGUCUAUCUAUAAACAAAAAUCAGCUAUUGUAUAAUAAGAUCAGAUGUGCAAACAAUGUCAAAGGGUUGUUAAAUUAACAAUUUGAAGGCAAUUAUGCUGAAAAAAUAUGAGAGUUCCCAUGCAAAUUUUGUCUGUAUAUCAACAAGUGUCUGCCGAUAAUUGUCAAACUAGUAAUACAAAACUUACCACAAGUAUGUAAAAGCACUAAGUACCUGUGAUCAUUUUUAGUAAGAUAGUGUAAUUCUAAACAGUAGCAAAUAGCUUGUUUAGUAAAUGCAUAAUGCAAUUAAUAUGAUUUCCGUUCUAUUGUGUAAUUAAUAAAUUGGUUGUUACUUGUUAAUCCAUGAUAAAUGUUUUAUGGCUAGUACAAAACCAGCAAUGUUAAUUUAGUAAAAAGGUAAUACAAUAACACCACUUUGUAAUUUCAUAUACGUUAAUAUUCUUGAAAUGUAGGUUGAUGACAGUGUUUUAGUUUUACUUAUUUUGUAACUAUUAUUUUAUGUGCAAAUAAAUGAUGUGAAGUAUUUUGUAUCUCCACACAAUACCACAUACCUUUUUAUAUAUGUACUGUGUUGUGUGUUAUUUGAAUGUUUAAAUAAAAAAAUAUGGAUGAUAUAACAUGAUGCAUUCUAAUAUUUGCAUUCAAAUUGUAACUAUAGAGCUAAGUGUAUGCAGUUAAGACUGAUUUUAGAAUUGCUACAAAAUGGCUAGUUUUUUAGUGGCGACAAACUUUAAACUAUUAAACAAUAGUUUGGGAAAGAAAAUUAGAAACCUGCAAGAUACCUGUAUUUAUUAAAUAUUUUAAUUGCGAAUGAAGUAUGUUGUUAUGCUGUUACACAUAAUUAUACAUUGAUAAUAAAUAAGAAGACAAUUA
This is a messenger RNA of Dreissena polymorpha, 4543 nucleotides long. RefSeq lists its product as uncharacterized. Lineage: Eukaryota; Metazoa; Mollusca; Bivalvia; Myida; Dreissenidae. The record is from RefSeq and is a predicted model, not a curated record. The coding region runs from base 118 to 1665 and encodes 515 amino acids. The transcript has 4 exons.